AUGGAAGGAAUUGAGUUCCCUCACAACGACGCAUUAGUGGUGACCCUCCGCGUUGCCAAUUCGAUGGUAAAAAGAGUGAUGAUUGACGGGGGAAGUAGCGCAGACAUGUUAUUUUGGAGUACCUUCAAAAGAAUGAAGCUGGAUGAAAAGAAGAUUCAACCAAACCCAACACCGAUCUACACAUUUGAAGGGACGAAAGUGCAACUGAUCGAAGAUGUGACUCUGCCGGUCAUUGUCGUAGGUAAGACCCUAUUCGUUACUUUCGUGGUUGUAGAUGCGCCGAGCGCGUAUAAUGCUAUAAUGGGAAGGAAUUGGACUCAUCGAAUGGAUGGAGAAGCAUCGACACGUUGCCAGGUGAUGAGGUGCAUAUCCGAAUAUGGGAGAACCACAAUUGAUAUCAAAGGGGAUCAAGUGGAGGCCAUAAGAUGCUACAGCAUAGCAACUAACCUUAAGGCUGCGACUUCGCAGCAUAGCGAGGAUUUAUAG
Molecule: messenger RNA, 486 nt
Organism: Prunus armeniaca (apricot)
Lineage: Eukaryota; Viridiplantae; Streptophyta; Magnoliopsida; Rosales; Rosaceae
Source: the annotation of a GenBank genome assembly